AACUCACGUCACUGCUCGCGCGCCCCGUGCACACGUGACCGCGAGGCGAGGCGACUCGAGCGACGCGCGCGGCGCGAUGCGAAAUUCUAUGGGCAAAGAAUGCGGCAUAAACCAUAGCUCCGAAUUUCCGCGAAUUUGGAAAAUUCGCCCCACAGCGUUCCGUGCUUACAAGCUGGGCUUAUAUAAGAGCGUCUCGUAUAUUCCUUUUGUGCGCUUUCAGACAACACGAGAGAGGACCUUGAGAAGCCUCGACUCUUGAAAUCGUCGUAAGCUUUUUCCGUUCAGUAUGAGCAAAAACAAGAAGGCCCACCGGGGAAAAGCUGGAGGUCGCCUCCGACGUCUCCGACGCCUCCGCGCUUUACAAAGAGAUCUGUUAAAGAUCAAAGAAUUUCUUAACUCUUCUGUCGAGGAAACGCAGAAGCAACUUUCGCCUCCACCUGAGGCCCCAGCAGAAGCUGAGCCAAAGACUCAAAGGCUAUCGCCCUCGCCUCUACCGUGCGACCCACAGGAAAGCCCAAUGCCCCAAAAAUCUGCCAUGGAGCUGGUUCCUCCGCGAAGACCCACCCGGCCAUGCCCGAUUGCCACACACGCCAGGAAGCCGGGCACCCUUGCGCCCCGGUGCCCCAGCGUUUAAUGCCGCGCAUAUCAGCUAACGUAACCGUUUAUUAUAAUAUAGAGAAACUACUAAUUGCAAAGUUUGUAAUUAUCAAUUAAAUUGUCUCAUUUACAAACAUUUGUAUAUAUUUAUAUAUACGUAUAUCUAUUGUCGUUUGUCAUAAUAUAUCGA
Solenopsis invicta (red fire ant) is the source of this 787-nucleotide messenger RNA. RefSeq names its product TANK-binding kinase 1-binding protein 1. The coding region runs from base 287 to 634 and encodes 115 amino acids. Lineage: Eukaryota; Metazoa; Arthropoda; Insecta; Hymenoptera; Formicidae. The transcript has 2 exons. The record is from RefSeq and is a predicted model, not a curated record.